Brienomyrus brachyistius is the source of this 2570-nucleotide messenger RNA. It is a transcript of the gene castor1, whose product is annotated as cytosolic arginine sensor for mTORC1 subunit 1. Gene Ontology annotation, molecular function: arginine binding. Gene Ontology annotation, biological process: negative regulation of TORC1 signaling; cellular response to L-arginine. The record is from RefSeq and is a predicted model, not a curated record. Gene Ontology annotation, cellular component: cytosol. Lineage: Eukaryota; Metazoa; Chordata; Actinopteri; Osteoglossiformes; Mormyridae. The transcript is spliced from 9 exons. Bases 258 to 1256 code for a protein of 332 amino acids.
UGGCCCUUUAAAGCCGAGGGGGCGUCGGUCUGCGCGCGCCGCCUCUCGCGCCUCCUUAUCCCCUCCAGAUCCCACCGAGUCGGCCGUAAACACUGGGGCAUGCGAAAUAACGCGUGUCCCCCACCGCAAGCGCUUCCGAUCCGGGCAGGGGAGGGGGCUUGCAGCGGCGCAUACUUCGCGGAGGAAAAGGCCCCAGGACGAGGGAAAUCGACCACAUUUGGCCUUGAGGACGAGGUGCUGGAUGCUGCAGCGCAGAGAUGGACCUGCACAUCCUCGAUCACAGGCUUAAAGUGACCAGUAUCUGCAAGGACGGCUUGGUGGUCUUCACACACCCGCUUAUCAAACUCAUAUUCCUGCGGAACAGAACCAGAUGCAAGUUCUUCAGCCUGACGGAGACCCCUGAGAACUACACGGUGGUCCUGGAUGAGGAAGGUUUCAAAGAGCUCCCCCCCUCAGAGCACCUGCUGGUGGAAGCUUCCACCUGGCUGCCCCUCAAUGUGGUCUCCAAUGGCCACGCCUCCAGCAGCUCCCAGGCCGUGGGCGUCACCAAGAUCGCCAAGUCUGUCAUCGCACCGCUGGCGGAGCAGCACGUCUCCGUCUUCAUGCUCUCCACCUACCAGACGGACUUCAUCCUGGUGAGGGAGAAGGACCUGUCGGUGGUCAUCCGCACUUUGGAGGAGGAGUUCAAUAUCUACAGGGAGGUGGGGGGGGAGUGCGUCCCGUUCCGCAGCCAGGACAUCCGCAAUGGCUUCCAGAAGAAUGGCAAAGAGGCCGCCAAGGUUACGGUCCAUCCGGUUUUGAGUCCACUGAACAAAUUUUUGGUCAUGAGCUUGGACCCAGACACUCUUCCAGCCAUCGCCACCACGCUGAUCGACGUGCUCUUCUACUCCAGCAGCCAGAAAGAUGGAUCCCAUUCCAACCAGGACCUGGACUGCAUCAAAUUUUUCUCGUUUUCUCUUAUUGAUGGAUACAUCUCCAUCGUCAUGGACACUGAAGCCCAGAGACAGUUCCCAGCUAACCUUCUGUUCACCAGUUCUUCACAAGAACUGUGGAGGAUGGUGCGGAUUGGCGGCCAGCCUCUGGGAUUUGAUGAGUGUGGCAUUGUGGCCCAGAUCUCCCAGCCCCUGGCUGACAGUGACAUCUCCGCAUAUUACAUCAGCACUUUCAGCUUUGACCACGCCCUGGUUCCAGAGGAGGACAUUGACAGCGUGAUCAGCCUACUUCAGCAGCAGAGGCGUGACACGUCACAGGUGUGAUGACGCAAGCGUCCGGGAGAGAACUCCCACCAACCCGCAGGCUGACCUCACUCUUGUGUCUAGUCUGCCCCAGACCCCACCCCCAUCCAGCACUUGCUACACAGUAUUAGCUGUAGCUGAUGCCAUGACAACUGCUAACUGAUUGUGUUGGCCCCUAGUGUUAGAUGGUGGGCAUAACUGUUGGUUUAGAGCCCCUUCCUGUCUCUGUCCACCCAUCCUGAAUGUCCUGACACUACUUUCUGCGCCUCCAUCUUCUAGGAUGGUUAUAACUCGCGGGUGAAAACCAAUGGCGCCUGCCAAGUACUUUGUUAACCCAGGGUGGGCAUCCUGAGGUGCUGGAUGUGUAAAGAUUUUUUUUUAUGCCCCCCAUGUAUCUCAAACAAUUUUUGUAUAACUUUUACAAACACACCCACAACAAAGGUAGCGGUGUCCUCUGAUGUGCAAGCAUUGGGCUGAAGCGUUUGGUUUGUGGUUGGAGCCGUUGGAGCAUCACUCGUUACAAUCCUGCGAUGUCCUUUAGAAGGAAAACCUGCACAGAUGAAACCGUAACUUUAACUUUGACUGCAAGUGAUUACUUGGAAUCGUUGGGUAUAGUGUUAACCUUCAGUGGUGCUUUUACAGAAAAAAUAAUGGAAUUGAUAUUUGUAUGUAUUGAAAUACAGGAAGUUUUAUAUAGCAUUUUGUUUCCAUGGUUUGAUAUUGAUAUACAGAAAUGCGUUCAUAACUUUUGAAGUCGCUGUCUGAGUUUUUUUUUUUUUUUUUUUUUUUUGGUCCUGAUUCCAACUCAUUCCUGCUAAGUUUGUCAGUAGUACAGUAAUCGCCUGAAGGUCUCUCAGCUGCCGGCCGGUCAGCUGACGAUUUGUUUUUCCGAUUUUCAUUGACCUCUUGGUGCUUGUGCCUGACAGAGGUGGAGAUGGUUAGUUUUGUAAGGUAUUUUUUUUAUUAUUAUUUAAGCAGGUUUACAGAAAGAAUUUGAACUACAUUUUUACAUUUCAUUAUCGGUGUCCGUGUGUUUGCAGUCCUGUUCCUGCAGUGAAUAAAUUGAACUUGCUGCAGUAGCCUCACCUCGGUAUUCUUUUUGCCCCAUUUCAUAGGUGAUUGAUAAAUUUACUUGCCCUUACUGCAGAAGGGACAGAAAACGUAUCUUGAACUGCUGUCUUUCACGGUGGUCUUGGAUUUAUUUUUUCUUUAUUUUUAAAUUUGUGAGUAACGUUUCACUGACACUUGGACUUUUUCGGGAACACUUGCCUUUUGUAAAGUGACGCAGUAUUAUGACACGUGCUGCUUUAUGCUAUAAUAAAAACUGUAAAAUCA